Lactuca virosa is the source of this 911-nucleotide messenger RNA. NCBI's taxonomy places the organism in Eukaryota, Viridiplantae, Streptophyta, Magnoliopsida, Asterales, Asteraceae. The record is from the annotation of a GenBank genome assembly.
AUGAUAAUAUAUGAAUAUAUGCCCAACAAAAGUUUAGAUUUCUUUGUAUUUGAUGAAAACAGAAAGGCAGAGUUGGAUUGGCCUAAGCGAUUUAUCAUUAUUGAAGGAAUUGCUCAAGGGUUGUUGUACUUGCAUAAGUACUCAAGAAUGAAAGUUAUUCAUAGAGAUCUAAAAGCUAAUAACAUUCUUUUAGAUGAGAGGAUGAACCCUAAGAUUUCCGAUUUUGGUAUGGCAAGAAUAUGCAAUCAAAAUGAGACCGAGGCAAUGACUAACCGGGUGGUUGGAACAUAUGGUUAUAUGUCUCCUGAGUACGCAAUGAGGGGGGUUUUCUCAAUCAAGUCUGAUAUCUUCAGCUUUGGAGUCUUGAUCCUGGAAAUCGUCAGUGGAAGAAGAAAUAGUAGCUUCGUCCAUCUUGAUGACACAUAUAGUCUUAUUGGAUACGCAUGGGUGCUAUGGCAACAAGGGGAUACGUUGGAAUUGAAGGACCCCUCACUCGGAAAUACUUGUGAUGCACAACAGUUCUUGAGAAUUGUUCAUGUUGCCCUUCUCUGUGUACAAGAGAAUGCAACAGAUAGGCCAACAACAUCCGAGAUGAUCUCCAUGCUUCUCAAUGAGUCCAUAUCAUUACCCACUCCAAACAGACCAACAUUUCUGAUAGGUGGAGGGGACUCAAAGUCAACCUCAUAUGAAAGCAAAACAAAAGAUUUAUCUGUGAAUAAUGUGACUAUUUCUGUUGUGGAGGGUCGAUAGGGUAUGAUCGUAGCUGCAGCAUAUCUUUCCUUGUGAAAAAUCUGUUGUACUAUAAUUUAUAUUCAUUCACUUUUGAAGGAGGUGCAAAUCCAUUUUUUCAUACUUGUUAUAUGCAUGCAGAAUUGCCACUUUAGAAUAUAAAGUACCUCUUUACAAGUCUA